Macrosteles quadrilineatus (aster leafhopper) is the source of this 1600-nucleotide messenger RNA. Its product is annotated as prothoracicostatic peptides-like. Bases 94 to 855 code for a protein of 253 amino acids. Lineage: Eukaryota; Metazoa; Arthropoda; Insecta; Hemiptera; Cicadellidae. The record is from RefSeq and is a predicted model, not a curated record. The transcript is spliced from 9 exons.
CUAGUCCACGCCACAGAUAACAGCAUCUGCUGAACCAAUUUCAGGAGCAGAACACCUGGUUAUACCACCUCGCUCCUAAUACUUGUAGAGAGGAUGCAGCAUGGUGGAAGCAUAUGGAUGCUGCUUCUAGCGCUACUAGCGGCAGUGGUCGGAACUCUAGGUGACGAAUCUCAGCCUUCCUCGUCCUCACUACAGAGUGUUGCCGAUCAUUUAGCGGCUCAAGCUCCCACAUUUGAGGAAGAUGAGGAGGAAAAGAGAGCUUGGAGAGAUAUGAAUUCUGGGUGGGGAAAAAGAGGAUGGCAGGAUCUGCAAAACGGAGGAUGGGGCAAGCGUGGUUGGCAAGACCUCCAGAACGGAGGUUGGGGUAAAAGAGGUUGGCAAGACCUGCAGUCUGGGGGAUGGGGAAAGAGAGGAUGGCAGGACCUGGGAAAUGCAGGGUGGGGUAAGCGGGGAUGGCAGGAUUUGGGUAACGCUGGAUGGGGCAAGAGAGCCUGGAAGGAUCUGUCUUCAUCAAGUUGGGGAAAACGGGCAUGGAGGGACUUAUCUUCCAGCGGCUGGGGAAAGAGAGGCUGGCAGGACCUGGACGGAGGUUGGGGUAAGCGGGACCCCUUCUUGGAUGUUGAAGAUGACGACGUAUCAGACGAGGAUAAGCGCUCCUGGAGCAGCCUGAGGGGAACCUGGGGGAAACGAGCGGCUCCGGACUGGCAGAGCUUUAGAGGAUCUUGGGGUAAGAGGGAUCCUGCCUGGAAUAACCUGAAAGGACUUUGGGGAAAGCGAAGUGUCGAUUCUAGGGCAGGAAUACCUAAAAGCUAUUGUGAGGUUCUUCAGCGAAUGACAGGCAUGCGUUGCAACUAGGAAUGAAAGAGUCGUCCGAAGAACUGAGCAGGGACGAGUAGAACUUCAUACAGCCACCUUGUGUUUCCUUCCCUCCCUUCUAAAUUGAUUUGUUCCAUUCAAAUUUGAGUUAUGUAUUUAUGAAUACACAAAAGAAUACAAAUACAUAUAAUUUAUAAUUACUAUAGACAACACCACUUUACUACAAUUGUGCUGAUGAAAUUCAACCCCCUCCCCCAAUAAGAAAUUUAACUGAAAACUAAAUUUAAGAAGAAUUAUCAGCACAAGUGGGAAAGUGAUUUUACAAUUCACAUCUCAAAUCAUAUGUUUAAUUAAUUUUACCGUUGAUGACUUGUGAUUAAUUUAGACUACACUCCAAUAAUGUAUCUCUACUAAUAUACUUUUUUACAAUCAGGUGUUCAGUUUUUUACACAACUUACCUGCUUAUUAACGCCUCGAAUAUUGUCUUCUAACUAUAUCAAAACCUGUCGUUAUACGAAGUCUGCCAAUAAAUAUCCAUAUUUAUGAACUGUAAUAAAUGUUGUCAUGGAACGAAAAAGUUGUAACAUUCAUCGCCCUUAUCUAUACUAAGAAGUGAACUGAGAGAAAUAUUUAUACAGUUUAUAUUUGUAUAGUUGUACAGUGUGCUAGCCCCCUAUAGUGCUAGUUUUACCUGUCGUCCCAACAACCUAAGGGUAAGAAUUAUUUUUCUAAAUAAAUUAUUUUGUGUGCCCUCCAGUGGAUCAGUAAAGCCCAGUUAAGAAAA